Entamoeba invadens IP1 is the source of this 1707-nucleotide messenger RNA. RefSeq lists its product as hypothetical. The coding region runs from base 1 to 1707 and encodes 568 amino acids. The record is from RefSeq and is a predicted model, not a curated record. Lineage: Eukaryota; Evosea; Mastigamoebida; Endamoebidae. The transcript has a single exon.
AUGUUUGUGAAUAAAAAUAUAAAAAUGGGUGUAUUGUUAAAUAUAAAAAGCCAGUAUUAUCUAUAUAUUGAAUCAAACACCAAAUAUUCAAUCAUGACUUUCAAUAAGUUGUUUCGUCAUUUCUUGAUAUUAACUUUGCUUCUCUUACUUUCCCCUGUACAAAGCAAGGCAGUAAGAAAGAUUUCUAAACCUCAGAAGUUUACAAGAGUAGAUAAAAAAGGUAUAGAUUCUUUAGAUUCAAUAUAUUUUAAUUCAAUAAACGAGACUCAAAAAAUACAUAGUUUAUGUUCCACAGAAUUUUUAAUAUUAAAUAUGGAUUCUUCUGAGUUAUCAUAUAACAUUUCAUUUAAUUGUUAUUCACACAUUCCAAAUUACAAAACGUUAAUCAAAGCUUUUCAAAUCAAUUCAAUCUGUUAUGUCCAUCCCGACCAGAUGUAUAUUCAAAAACAAAAUAAAAAGAUCAGUCGAUGUGGGGAAUGGCUCCAAUUAACGGGUCCAAGUCAUAAAAUAGUUUAUUGUAUGGUUGUUGGAACUAUUAAUCCUAUCUAUCAAAAUGUACCAUUUAAUGUUAAUAAAAAGAUACUAACACUUAAGAAAAACUUAUUUACGAUCCUCACCGGCGGAAUGUGGUUCAUCAACUAUAGUUACUCUUACGCCACAGCUGCUGUGCAUGACUAUACUCUUAAUAUCCCUCCAUCUCUAUACACAAUCGAGAGAUCUAAUAAUUUUUCUAUGUUUCAAAUCUAUGAUGGACAUCGGCCAAUCGAAUACCUCCAAGCCGGAACUAUACUCUACUUUAAAAACGAAGAUGACUUAUUCUUACUACCUUCUUUUUUCAAUCAUUCACAUCUCCGCGCUAUAAACAUCAAUGGGGAUAGUGUGACUUUCCCAAAAACUAAUUUUCAAAAUUUCCAAAAAAAUUUCCAUAUUUCUGCGACAUCAUUCUUCAAAAAUCUCAAAAUGAGUGAUUGCUCGUUCCAACGAAAUAAUCAAAUCUCAGACGUCAACGACAACUCAACAAAAAUGCCAUUUCUCAUGUGGUACUUUUACUCUGUGUACAACAACGUCCCUCAUAUGAUGAACAAUAAAAACUUGACUUUCACUACUAUUAGUAAUAAUUCUAAAACUAGUAUAUUUAUAGUAAAUCCAACUGCGUCGCUCCUUUGCCAAGAAUCAAAAGAAAUUAUGUUCGAAGCGAAUGUCAAUUUCCUCCCUGUUAAUUUGAGUGUUCAAACAGUUAUAAUAGCGGACAUCAGUAAGCUUGGGACGCCAAACGCCGUGUUUGAAAUUGUAGACAACAUGACUACGAAGGUGUUUUAUGAAAACAAUACAAUAUUUGUUCGUGCUGCGUUCGACAAACAAAACUAUGACUUUGCCAAUGCGAUCGUUUUGAAUUAUGAGGCAAAUAUUGGAGAUACUUUAAUACUAUUAAAUACUAAACUUAUACCAUUAGAUAAUACAUUUAAAAGUUGUGACAACACUUAUGAUUGUGAAAAUACGGAGUGCACAGUCGACAACACGUCACUCGAUGUCGGAACGAGAAAGUGGAUAAGAGGAUGCGAACCACAAUGCGGAAUGUGUAGAGAUGGAUUUGUAUGUAACACAAUGGGAAUGUGUCAGAAAGAAACUAACUUGAACUUGAGAAAUGCGGGCUGCAUCGAAAUGGUUGUGUUAUCGAUAUGUAUUAUCAGUCUCUUAUGUAUUUGA